CGUGACUUCCUUAUAGCUCCGCGCGGAGGGACGCUGACGUCAAGACGUCAUGCGACGUCCGGACGUCAGCGAGUCGCCGAGCGUCUUGGGCGUCCUGUCGCGGCCGCUGGUUGGGCGGUGGUUCCCAGCUCAAGUCUUCCUCCCUGCUUCCGAAGGCGUGUUUGAAUCCUGUCUGUCAGCUCCUAGCGGGGGCGUCUUGGAGGAAACGGAGGCGGGAGUGAUGGCGCCGUCGCUUCUCGGGACCCUCUCCUGACGAUUCUGUCGCGCGGGGAGAUGUGGACGCUUGCGGGUCAGGGCUGCUGGCGCAGAUGCGCGCUCGCGGCCUGGGCCACCCGGGCGGCGCGUCGGGGGCUGCCCGCGCCUCGCCCCGCGCCGACCCGGGGAGCUGCAGCCGAGUCCAAGGCUCCGGACAGGAGCUACAGCUCCGCGGACCGCAAGGAAAAAAUUGAUAUGUCUAGAUUCCCUGUUGAAAACACUAGAAAUUUCAGUAUCAUUGCACAUGUGGAUCAUGGCAAAAGUACUUUAGCCGACAGGCUCCUGGAACUAACAGGGGCAAUUGAUAAAACAAAAAAUAAUAAACAAGUUCUUGAUAAAUUGCAAGUGGAACGAGAAAGAGGAAUCACUGUUAAAGCACAGACAGCGUCUCUCUUCUAUGAUUAUGAAGGAAAGCAGUACCUUUUAAAUCUCAUCGAUACACCGGGCCAUGUUGAUUUUAGUUAUGAAGUAUCCAGGUCACUCUCAGCUUGCCAGGGUGUUUUACUUGUGGUGGAUGCAAAUGAGGGUAUUCAAGCCCAAACUGUAGCAAACUUCUUUCUUGCUUUUGAAGCACAGCUAUCGGUAAUUCCAGUCAUAAACAAGAUAGAUCUGAAGAAUGCUGAUCCUGAAAGGGUUGAAAAACAAAUUGAAAAGGUGUUUGAUAUUCCAAGUGAUGAAUGCAUUAAGAUUUCUGCUAAACUUGGAACGAAUGUUGAAAGUGUUCUUCAGGCAGUCAUCAAAAGAAUACCCCCUCCUAAAGUGCAUCGCAAAAAUCCCUUGAGAGCUUUGGUAUUUGACUCCACCUUUGACCAGUAUAGGGGUGUGAUUGCCAAUGUAGCAUUAUUUGAUGGAGUGGUUUCCAAAGGAGAUAAAAUUGUAUCUGCGCAUACUCAAAAGACAUAUGAAGUUAACGAAGUAGGAGUUCUGAAUCCUAAUGAGCAGCCAACUCACAAACUAUAUGCAGGACAGGUGGGCUAUCUGAUUGCUGGGAUGAAAGAUGUCACUGAAGCACAAAUAGGAGAUACAUUAUAUUUACAUAAACAACCAGUGGAACCCUUGCCUGGGUUUAAAUCAGCGAAGCCAAUGGUAUUUGCAGGAAUGUAUCCUAUAGACCAAUCUGAAUAUAAUAACCUGAAGAGUGCUAUAGAAAAACUGACUCUAAAUGAUUCCAGUGUGACAGUUCAUCGAGAUAGUAGCCUUGCCCUAGGUGCUGGCUGGAGGUUAGGAUUUCUUGGACUUUUGCAUAUGGAAGUUUUCAACCAGCGACUUGAGCAAGAAUAUAAUGCUUCUGUUAUUUUGACAACCCCUACUGUUCCAUAUAAAGCUGUUCUUUCAUCAGCAAAAUUGAUAAAGGAAUACAGAGAAAAGGAAAUUACAAUCAUCAAUCCUGCACAAUUCCCUGAUAAGUCAAAAGUAACAGAAUAUUUGGAGCCGAUUGUUUUGGGCACCAUUAUCACACCAGAUGAAUAUACUGGAAAAAUAAUGAUGCUUUGCCAGGCUCGAAGAGCAGUUCAGAAGAAUAUGAUGUAUAUUGAUCAAAAUAGAAUAAUGCUUAAAUAUCUCUUCCCUUUGAAUGAAAUUGUGGUGGAUUUUUAUGAUUCUUUGAAAUCUCUGUCUUCUGGAUAUGCUAGUUUUGACUACGAAGAUGCAGGCUACCAGACUGCAGAACUUGUAAAAAUGGAUAUUCUACUGAAUGGAAAUAUUGUAGAAGAGCUGGUAACUGUUGUACACAAAGACAAAGCAUACUCUGCUGGCAAAGCCAUAUGUGAACGUCUGAAGGAUUCUCUUCCUAGGCAGCUGUUUGAGAUAGCAAUUCAAGCUGCUCUUGGAAGCAAAAUCAUUGCAAGAGAAACUGUGAAAGCCUAUAGGAAAAAUGUUUUGGCAAAAUGCUAUGGUGGUGAUAUUACCCGAAAAAUGAAACUUUUGAAGAGACAAACAGAAGGAAAGAAAAAACUAAGGAAAGUUGGCAACGUUGAAGUUCCAAAAGAUGCUUUUAUAAAAGUUCUGAAAACACAAUCUGAUAAAUAAUUGGUGGGAAAAUAUAAGGAAUUUUCAUAAAUUAAAAAUUGUGUAUCUUUUAAUUUUUCUUCGUAAUUUAUAUGUUGAACACAACAGAAUGAAAAUUAUAAAAUUUGCUUGUUAUUUUCCAGGUUUUCAGUUUUAAAUAACCUCUUGGCUUUUCUUUGAAAGAGAGUCAUCGGUGGAUAAGAGCAUAGAUUCUGAAGCCAUAUUGCCUGGUUUCAAAUUUCUGUUUCACCACUCACUAGGCAAAGUGACGUUGGCCAAAUUACCCUCUCUUUGUCUACUUACUCUUUAGUAAAAUCAGGAUUAUACUAUUACUUACCUCCAUAGGCUGUGAAGGUUAAAUGAAAUAUGUUUAAAAUAUUCAGAAGACUGCAUGACACCUAGUCAGUGCUCAGUGAAUCUUAAUUUUUCAAGCAUAUUCCUUACUCACACUAAAAGGCCCCAUACUUAAGAUUCUAUCUAGUUUCAAGCCCAAGAUAAAAUAUUUUCAUAAUCACCUUAAGUAUCAACUUGUUAGAUGGAUAUAUUUAGAUGAAAUAUAUGAAUCUGUUAUUAAAUAUUCAAAUAACAUAGUAUCUAGACAUGUGCUCUAGUUUUUCAUAAAAUUUUUACAAAUGUUACUUUGAAACUAGACAGUUUACAUAAGCAUAUAAAUUAAAAUAAGGAUAGGGGCUGUCUUAUGCUGAGAAUUAAAAUGCACUUGUGCAAAGUGAUAGAUGUUUGAUAUUAGCAGCAGCUGUUAUUAAUGACAGUUUAAUAAUUACUGCCUAGAUUUCAUAAUUGAGGAGACUGAGUAAAUAACUUACUUAAGGUCACAUAGCCAGUAAACGGUUGUCUUACUUUCAAAGCAUGUCUACUCAGUCAAUAAACAAACCAGAGGGCAGAUUGUAUUACAGUAAGAUAAAAUAAUUCAGCCAUUGAUUUUUGUCCUUUACUUUGAAUGAACUGAAUGAGGUUAAUGUCUUCUAGGGAUAAGACUAUCAGUGAUAAAUUUUAUACAAGGUUGUUAUGAGAUAAUUAUAAAUUCAGAUAGUGGGGAUUUACCUAAAAUUGUGUAUGGAGGUUAAAUAACCUGUGGCUUAGUCCUAGUUACAUAAAUUAAUCAACUGUCUUCCCUAUUUCUUCUAGCUCUGGUAGAACAGAUGAAUUAUGAGAUCUCAUGACAAAAGUAUCAAUAUUUUAGAAAAUGGCAGUAUUUUUGAAACUAGAAAAGCAUUUUAAUGUAAUUUCUAAGACAAGAUGUUCUACCAUUAUUGCCAGGGGAAAGUUACAAGUUGGUACCUGGCACAUAAUAUGUACGGUGUGUCUACUAUUUAGUAUUUGUGUCUUAUUAGUAUGCUUACAGUUUGGAUACUUUUCCCCUUUAACCUCUAACUUUUUAGGAAAGUUUUACUUGUAGUAAUAGUAGUACAGAGUAUUUUCCAGAUUUUUUAGCAUACUCUUAAGUUCUCUCCCCUGGCCACUCUCCUAAACAUGACUGAGAGUUGUGUAUCCCCCAGAGGACCUUAUAUUACUAAGAUUUUUGUGUACGUUGAAGUAACAUAAACUAUUAGUAUUAGAAUAGCCACCAUUUAUUGAGUUUAACAUGUGACAGCCACCGUGCCGAGCGCUAUAGACAAUUCCCUCAUUCAAAGUACAUGGCAGUGGAGGUACAGGCACCAUUACCAUCGCAUUUCACAGGGGAGGAAGCUCAGACUUAUGUAUCAGUAUUGUCCAACAACAUCACAGCUCUUGACAGCUGGGAUUCAAACAGUGGUUUCUUUCUCCAAACCCCAAUUUUUAGCUACCAUGCUUUAUUGCCUCUUGUGGAAAUAUCUUCAGUAGACUUAGUUUUUUGCUUAACAGCAGCUUAGCUCCUGAGUUAGGGAGUUAAAGUGGCAGGAAAGCAGUUUGCUGUGGACCUUGAGUAUAUGGACUUCAAACUUAAAGGGCAGUGAUGGAAAGGAGAUUUUAGACUCUGUUUCAGCUAGCACAUUUAAAGCACAGAAAUAACAGCUGAACUGUGCACCAAUCUUUAGCUUUUUCACUAAACUAUAUGACCUUCUAAGGUAGUUUGCACUAACCAAUACUUUAUUACCAGGCGUGGGACUGGGAGAUAAUACUGAUUUCACUUACUGUUCAAAAACCAUUUAUAAUACUUAAGGCUAUUAGAAGUUCAUUAUCUAGAAUUAAAGCAGCAUAUUUUAUCCUAACAGUCCUAUUUUUUAUUUAUUUUUAGAUUUGCUAUUUAAAUGUUUUAAGGAACUGUAAUACAUUUCAGUCACAUAGGCAAUUAAGCAGGUAUGUAAGUGAUGCUUCUACUAGGUGGACUUAUAAAAAGCAAAAUAUGCAGAGAAAAGGAAGCAUAUUUCACUCCCCAAGGAGCAGAACUAAGAAUGAAUUAUAGGCAGAGACCUUGUCCUUUAAUUUAAAUCUAAUUGCAUAAUGACAACAAAUAAAAAGUAAAUAAAUGCAA
Balaenoptera acutorostrata (minke whale) is the source of this 4735-nucleotide messenger RNA. RefSeq names its product GTP binding elongation factor GUF1 (gene GUF1). Gene Ontology annotation, cellular component: mitochondrion. Gene Ontology annotation, biological process: positive regulation of translation. NCBI's taxonomy places the organism in Eukaryota, Metazoa, Chordata, Mammalia, Artiodactyla, Balaenopteridae. Gene Ontology annotation, molecular function: GTPase activity; GTP binding; mitochondrial ribosome binding. Bases 274 to 2283 code for a protein of 669 amino acids. The transcript has 17 exons. The record is from RefSeq and is a predicted model, not a curated record.